GAAUGCGAGUUAUGUGUAUGAUUGAUUAAAUGCAUUUUACCUGCAUUGACCUACCACCGAUUUGGCUGCAAUGUUUCUGUUUUACUUGUUCCUAUUGGUAGCAGGAGCUCAGGUUGCUGCAGGUUUUGGUUCUAGACAUGAUUAUGUUAAAGACGGACGUAGUGUCGACGGUCCAUUCCCGUCUAACCUAAGAAACAUACCUUACCUGUGCUACCAAGCGCCUUCGAAAGGACCAUGUGGUCUUAUGUUACAUGCUUGGUUCUUCGAUAUUGUUACUAGAAAAUGUAUGCCGAUGUACUACUCAGGAUGUGGGGGCAACGAAAACAGAUUUGAAUCUCAAGCAGAGUGUAAAGCGUAUUGUACAGGCGUUAAAUUACAGUAGAAUUUAAAUGUCUACAUAAAUACCUAAGAAUCUCAAA
Leguminivora glycinivorella is the source of this 419-nucleotide messenger RNA. Its product is annotated as amyloid-beta precursor protein-like. Gene Ontology annotation, molecular function: serine-type endopeptidase inhibitor activity. The transcript has 2 exons. Lineage: Eukaryota; Metazoa; Arthropoda; Insecta; Lepidoptera; Tortricidae. The coding region runs from base 71 to 382 and encodes 103 amino acids. The record is from RefSeq and is a predicted model, not a curated record.